Molecule: messenger RNA, 435 nt
Organism: Peronospora farinosa
Lineage: Eukaryota; Oomycota; Peronosporomycetes; Peronosporales; Peronosporaceae
Source: the annotation of a GenBank genome assembly
AUGGCGUCUGAUUCCGAGUCCUCGGCUGUCGCUCUGCAGCGCUACAUUGCCUUUGUCGAAGAGGUUCUGCGUCCGCAACUUAGGCAAACACUCGCUCAUCGUGAUGCAUUAGCUCAGGAGGUGCACGAAUACCAGAAAUUGCGUGAAUUGUUGCAGGAAUUGACCAAUUUAAAGCUUCAGUCAUUGCAUACAUUGCUCGAUAUUGGAGAGCGUUUUCACGUACGUGCUAAAGUGGAUGACACGUCACUCGUUACAGUGGACAUUGGUCUGAAUUUUCACGUGGAAAUGACGGUCUUAGAAGCUCAAAUAUUUGUACAGAAGCAUUUAUUCCACUUGACUGAGAAGCGAAACAAGUGGCAGGAAAAAGCACGAGAAGUAGCAGACCACGUGAACCUCGUGCUUGCCUCGAUUCAACAACUUGCAGCUUUACAGUGA